UUUUCUUCUUCCGGUUUCUGCUCGUUUUCUUCCCCUGUCGAACUUGCUCUUGCUGACUUGCUUAACUCUAGAAGACCGGCUUUCUGCCGGUUAUACUUUACCACAUUUUAUUCAAAUUAGUAUAGUUCUCAAAAGCGAAGAUUAGCGAACCAUGGGUGAUCCACAAACGUAUGCUAACUACAACACUGGAGGUGGGGGAGCUGGCUAUGGAGGUUAUGGAGGUGCUUACCCAGCUGCUGGAGCCGUAGGUGCAGCUGCGCCCGCCACAGGCUAUGCCCAGGGAGGAUACAAUCAAGGUGCGGCUAGUAGCUACUCACAGCCUCCGCCCGCCACUGGCUGGGGUGCUGGGCAACAAGGUUAUGGAGGCGCUGCCGCCGAUACUUAUGGUGCUCAAGGAGGCCCUAACAAAGGUUACCAAUAUGAUCAAGGUACUACACCGAGCUACACCCAACCCCCUCCAGCUGGUGGAGCAGCUGCAGGUGGCUAUGGCAAUCAAGGGAGCUAUAAUAGCGAAGGUGGCUACCAGGGCUACAACCAGGGUGGUGGUGGCGGUGGCUACGGCGCAGGCGGCGGUGGAGCUGGUGGCGGUGGUGGUUACGGAGGCGGUGGCGGAGGUGGCUACAACCAGGGUGGUGGCUACAAUCAAGGAGGCGGUGGCGGAUAUGGAGGUGGACGAGGCGGUGGCGGAGGUGGAGGUGGCUAUGAUGGAGGCAGAGGAGGCGGUGGCGGUGGCUACAACAGUGGCGCCAGGGGUGGUUUUAACAAAGGAGGCGGUGGGGGAUUUGGAGGGAGAGGAGGUGAUGACUAUGUCGUCCAGGAAGACACUGUCUUUGUUUCCGGAAUGACCUCAGCCACAUCGGAAGAGGAGAUACAACAGCACUUUGGUUCCAUCGGAGUCAUCAAGACCGACAAGAGGACUGGUAAGCCCAAAAUCUGGAUGUACAAUGACAAAGCUACAGGAAGACCUAAGGGAGAAGCCACUGUUACGUACGACGACGCCAACGCUGCUAAGUCUGCCAUCAGCUGGUUUGAUGGUAAGGAAUUCAAUGGAAGCACCAUCAAGGUACAGAUGGCUACCAAAAGGGACAAUUGGAGUGCUGGCCGUGGCGGUGGUAGAGGUGGAGGUGGCAGUAUGGGUGGUGGUGGACCACCUGGACGGGGAGGUGGAGGACGAGGUGGAGGCAGGGGCGGAGGCUUUAGAGACGGAGGAGAUAGAGAUGGCGGUGGACGCGGCGGCGGAGGUGGUGGAGGAUUCGGGAGUCGAGAGGGAGACUGGAAGUGCCCCAACCCUGACUGCAACAAUACCAACUUUGCAUGGAGACAACAAUGCAACCGCUGCAACACUGACAAGCCAGGUGGUGGCGGUGGGGACGGAGGACGUAGAGGUGGUGGUGGAGGAAUGGACCGUGGGGGCCGAGGAGGUCGUGGUGGUGGAGGCUAUGGAGGCGGUGGAGGUGGCUUCGGCGGCCGUGGCAGAGGGGGUGGUGGUAGAGGAAGUGGUGGACCAAUGCGAGGGGACCGCGGUGGAGACAGGAGCAGGCCAUAUUAAACACAUUCACAAUUUAUUUUUAAAAAUAUUUGUACCAAAUAAGUAUUUUUUUCUCAUUAGUGUGUAAGAUAGAUUGUACUUUACUUGUUUUUGUCAUUUCCGUUUUCCUCAAGGGCCUUCGCCUUUUAAACCAUUGUAGAAAACUGAUUCCACUGAAUUAUUUCAAUUCAUGAUUGUUUGUUUUAAAUGGGUGAUAUAAUGUGGUCAUAUUUGUUAGUAACUGUACUAAAUUUUGUCAACAUUUUUAAUCAUAUUUUUACAGUGUAUAAUAAAUGGUUUUAACCCUUAA
Molecule: messenger RNA, 1838 nt
Organism: Macrosteles quadrilineatus (aster leafhopper)
Lineage: Eukaryota; Metazoa; Arthropoda; Insecta; Hemiptera; Cicadellidae
Product: RNA-binding protein cabeza-like
Exons: 11
Coding region: 152-1549 (465 amino acids)
Biological process (GO): regulation of DNA-templated transcription
Cellular component (GO): nucleus
Molecular function (GO): transcription coregulator activity; RNA binding
Source: RefSeq, a predicted model, not a curated record